GAGUUCAAUCGCCCAUGAGAUUGAAGUUGUAGAUGCGUGGCUGCGUGAGGGAAAGCUGCUUUUGCCUCUCCGUUCUAAACCUUAGCUACCUUCUUCUACAUCUACAUCUUUUUCCAUAUUGAAGAGGAGAGAAGAAAUGGGUAUAAUGCGUCGGGUUUCGCAGGUUUCUCUCAUUAAAUUCUCCUUGAACUACCGUUUUCGUCAAUUUUUAACACCCAUUUCUUCGUUUGUUCUCAAACCCUCCUCAACAAUUUUAACUAGAUUUGUUUCUGGCUCCAUAUCAACUCCUACACUGGAGAUUUUCGAUCUGCCUAUCUCGAAAUUCCACUCUUUGGCACACCCAAUCAGUUCAGAUCCUUCGACCCAUCUCAAAAAUCAUGAAAAUCUGAGGAAAUUCAAUGAUGAAGCUGCCCCAAGCUUUGAUUCGAGUAAAGAGAUUGAUGAGAUUAAUCUUAAGUUCGCAGAAGCUCGAGAAGAGAUCGAGAUGGCUUUGGAAUCGAAGGAGACGGUUUACUUCGACGAAGAGGCGGAAAAUGCUAGGGAAGCUGUGAAGGUUGUCUUGGACAUGUUCGAGGGUCUAUUGGCGAAGUUACCUGAGAACGAGAGGGCUUCGUUGCAGAGGUUCAUGGGACUAAAGAUCGAGCAGUUGAAAGCUGAGCUUGAACAGUUGAACGAUUGAGUAGGUUGGUUCAUUGGGUCUUCUUCUAAAAUCAAAUUUUUAUUUCAUCUUGCUUUCUCUUUGAUGAGGUGAGUAUUGUCUGGGGCGAAGGAUUGCUGCCUUUGACAAGCGGCUUAUGUUGGAAUGUAUCAGAUAUUAUUAAUCUACAGCUUCGGCAGUUUGAAUUUUUCUAGUAUUCUCAAUAAUGAUUUGAAUGUUAUUUUUCAUGGAAA
This is a messenger RNA of Telopea speciosissima, 891 nucleotides long. RefSeq names its product embryogenesis-like protein. The transcript has a single exon. Lineage: Eukaryota; Viridiplantae; Streptophyta; Magnoliopsida; Proteales; Proteaceae. The record is from RefSeq and is a predicted model, not a curated record. The coding region runs from base 137 to 679 and encodes 180 amino acids.